UCUGAUGUGAUAAGCUUCAUUUCUCAUUGACUUCUUGGUAAACAAGUAUGGAUGGCUUUUGGGUGAAAGAAAUCUUUCAGAGAAAACUGGAACAAAUGUUGACUUUUCUGAGGACGAGACAAGAAAAAACAGAGAAAGGAGUCGAUCUGGAUCAAGAAACCUUCAGCUGUUCCAUCUGUCUGGAUCUGCUGAAGGAUCCGGUGACUAUUCCCUGUGGACACAGCUACUGCAUGAAGUGUAUUCAAGGAUUCUGGUAUGGAGAGGAGAAUAUCCACAGCUGUCCUCAAUGUAGGAAGACCUUCACACGGAGACCUGUUCUGGAGAAAAGCAUCAUGUUCGCAAAUAUAAUGGAGCAGCUGAAGAAGACUGGAGUCCAAGCUGCUCCUGCUGAUCACUGCUAUGCUGGACCUGAAGAUGUGUCCUGUGAUGUCUGCUCUGGAAGAAAACUGAAAGCCAUCAAGUCCUGUUUGAUCUGUCUGGCCUCUUACUGUGAGAAACACCUUCAACCUCAUUUGGAUGAAGCUGCAUUCAAGAAACACAAGCUGGUGGAACCCUCCAAGAACCUGCAGGAGAACAUCUGCUCCAUUCAUGAUGAGGUGAUGAAGAUGUUCUGUCGUACUGAUCAGAAGUGUAUCUGUUAUCUCUGCUCUGUGGAUGAACAUAGAGGACACGACACAGUCUCAGCUGCAGCAGAAAGGACUGAGAGGCAGAGAGAUCUGGAGGAGAGUCAACAACAAAUCCAGUAGAGAAUCCAGGACAGAGAGAAAGAGGUGAAGCUGCUUCAACAGGAGGUGGAGGCCAUCAAUCACUCUGCUGAUCAAACAGUGAAGGACAGUGAGAAGAUCUUCACUCAGAUGAUCCGUCUCAUCCAGAAAAGAAGCUGUGAUGUGAAGCAGCAGAUCAGAUCCCAGCAGCAAACUGAAGUGAGUCGAGUCAAAGAUCUUCAGGAGGAGCUGGAGCAGGAGAUCACUGAGCUGAAGAGGAGAGAUGCUGAGCUGAAGCAGCUCUCACUCACAGAGGAUCACAACUAUUUUGUAAGAAAAUACUCCUCGUAUGGAUGUCUCAAUAAAUCUGACAACUGUCUUCCAGUGCAAUCUGCUCAACUUCAGCAUUUUAAUGGAGGGCAAAGUGCUGUCCCUCAGGCAAGAAAUAAACUCCAGGAAAUUCUGGAUGAAGAAUUUAAGGAAAUCUGCCAGACAGUUACUCAUGUGGAUCUUUUUGUGUUUCAAGAGCCAAAGACUAGAGCCGACUUCUUGCAAUAUUCACAACAAAUCACUCUGGAUCCAAACACAGCUAACAGCUACAUCUUGCUGUCAGAGGACAACAGAAAAGCAACUUGCAUGGCAGAGAGGCAGUGUUAUUCCAGUCACCCAGAGAGGCUCUCUGUCAAGUUUCAGGUUCUGAGCAGAGAGAGUCUGUCUGGACACUGUUAUUGGGAGGUGAAGAAAGGAUUCGGAGGGAUUUCCGUGGUGCUUUUGUACAAGAACCAAAACACAUUCAAAAAAAGUUUCGGAGAAAAUAAAACUUCUUGGGCUUUAAGUAUUUUCAAGCGCGGCUUUGUAUACGAGCACAAUAACAUUGCCUAUUCCAUUAGAGCUCCUGCUUCCUCCAGAGUAGGAGUGUACCUGGAUCACAGAGCAGGUGUUCUGUCCUUCUACAGCAUCUCUGAAAGAAUGACUCUCCUCCACAGAGUCCAGACCACAUUCACUCAGCCGCUCCAUGUUGGACUGAAGCUUUUUGGUCCACAGCAGAGCACAGCUGAGUUUGUCAAACUUGACUAGAAAAUACUAUUCUCAAUAAACAGAGGGGGAAUAGAGUUCAUUUCCUAACCCGGUCAAUGCCAUGGGGCUGUUUUAUUGUUUAAGCUUCAGCACAACUUAUAUCCAAUUGCCUUAAUAUAAUUUCUGUUCAUCUGCUGCAAGAAUCUGUUUUCCCUCAAGAGGUCACUGUUUACCAAUGAAUUUCUUGAUUUAUCUUUUGUAUUUUUAUUUUUUUUUUAGCAUAUUACAUUAUUUAGCAACUAUAAAAGAAGUGUGACAUUUUGUUUGUAUAUGUGUUAAUGUACUAAAAGAAGCUAUGGUUUGAAUUAUAAAAACAAGACAUUCAUAUUUCUGUGGUUUCCUUUCCUUAUAUUUACUAUGAAAAGUAUCAACUUUAAAACUUUAAAAACUUUAAAAAAUCUUUUUUUAUUUAAAAUGCAAUUGCUGUUAAAUGUACACCUUUUGAGAAGUUGCUUUAAAAUAAUAAUUUGUAAAUAACUCCACAUACCACAGACGUUGUAUUUUAAAGCUAAAAAACUGAAUUACCUGUGAAAAUGUUUAACAAAACGCUAUUAAAAAAAUAUUUUCAUGUGUCU
Molecule: messenger RNA, 2356 nt
Organism: Oryzias melastigma (Indian medaka)
Lineage: Eukaryota; Metazoa; Chordata; Actinopteri; Beloniformes; Adrianichthyidae
Product: E3 ubiquitin/ISG15 ligase TRIM25
Exons: 1
Coding region: 48-746 (232 amino acids)
Molecular function (GO): zinc ion binding
Source: RefSeq, a predicted model, not a curated record